UACAGCCCUUAUUGCAAAUAUUUCUGGCGAAGACAGCGGUGUUGACGAACAGUUGUCUGGCCUUCCUUGUCGUUCGUUGUUGACUGUCGGCGGCGAAACGGCCGCUGCUUGCGCUCCUUGAUAUUGUGUCCCGGCUGCAUCUGUUUAGGAGUUGUCGUGAGUGAGACUCACUGUUCAAAGCAGCUUGAUAGCGACGAUACGGAUUCAGGCCAAGUAGAAUUUUGGUAGCGAAAAGUUAGUCUUCAUUUUCUUGCUGGCGUCGUUAUCGUUGUUGUUCGUUAUCCUGUCCUAUCCCUAAAACCGCACGAGCAAAGAUGGUGCAUCAGGUCGCGUCUCAUGAAGAGUUCGUGAAGUUGCUUGCUACUCCGGACAAGGUGGUAUUUGUCGAUUUUCACGCGAAGUGGUGUCGGCCAUGUAAAGUCAUCGGUCCGGUGUUCGAGAAAAUCAGUAGCCAGUACCCUGAUUGCCUCUUCCUCAAGGUUGACAUCGAUGAAGUCGAAGAAGCAGCGGAGGAGCAUCUAGUGCAGAUGGUUCCUACUUUCAUGGCGUUCAAGAACGGAAAGAAAAUAGACGGAAUUGUCAGUGCGAAAGAAGAAGAUCUGACAGCGUUUAUCGCCAAGCACAAAGGCUAGUUUAACAAUGAGCAGGCGCCACUGAUCGUUGGACAAACCGACUCAUCUCUAAAUGAAGUUUCCGAUAAGAAAAUAACUUUGGUACUCCAAAUUGCCGUGGGCUACGGGUGUGUAAGGAAAAGGCUCAAAUAAGCAUUGAUCAGUUAAUUUCAGGAGAAACACUCCUAACACAAAACAGUAUAGACUAAACACACAUUCCGACACUUCAACCAUAUCAUUGGAAGAGAAUUUACAAAAGACACUGAAAUUUGGUGGCCAAAUUCUCAUACACCCGCGUAAUAUACAAGUAUGGGGUCGUAAUAGUAGCAAAGCUAAUUAUAAAGAUGUAAUUUAUGAUAGUAUAAAGUGGCAUGAUCUAGGCUAUCAAUGUGAAAUGUGAAUAAAAUCCAGAUAUAACGCGUUAGGGUUUCCGAAAGUGAUUUACUCUUGUGUGUUGCGUACGAUUUCCUAGGUAAAGAUCUAACAGUCGAUAACUGAAGAUCGGGAAUAUAGCAGGAAUAAUUCAUGUAGCGAUGUGCUGUUAAAACCGCAAAUCGAUCAUCCAUUGACAUCAGCAGACACAGGCAGCAUCGACGCUUUCAGUCCUAGCAAAACACAAACCGAAAACGAAACAUGCGUUUGUGUAGUCUGUGCAUAGUGACUGUACUGGUUCAUGCAGGUAGAUAACAAACGUAACGCUGUUAAAGGCGUGGCUUUCAACAGAGCGGUUGUCUUUACCCCUCCAGAGAAGUCCAUUUCUAAUGUUUGCUAAACGAAAUAGUUUGAGAUUGAUUAUGCCUAUGAGGCCUUUGAUGGGGUGUCGUUUAAGCUAAAUAAAUAUACAACGAGGGUUACGUUGAA
Molecule: messenger RNA, 1472 nt
Organism: Varroa destructor (honeybee mite)
Lineage: Eukaryota; Metazoa; Arthropoda; Arachnida; Mesostigmata; Varroidae
Molecular function (GO): protein-disulfide reductase activity
Source: RefSeq, a predicted model, not a curated record